AAGGCACUAACGCUAGUGGGUCUCGCGCGCCUCUCCUCUUUUCCGCCCGGCAGCCAAUAGUAGGGCCGCUUCGUUCUCCUCUCCGCCAAUCGGGGUGCAGUUUAUUGCUGGCUGGGAGAAGCGGUCGGUGUGCGCGCCCGCCCGCUGUGGAGCUGGGUCCCUGGUGCGCGGUAGGCGAGUCCUUCUUCUCCUCCCUCCCCCGCCCCUUCUCCCCGCGCUUUGUCGGUGCCUCUCCUGGGAGGGUGGCGGCGGCCGGCGGCGAUGCCUGAGUUCCUGGCGGAUCCGUCGGUGCUGACCAAGGAGAAGCUGAAGAGCGAGCUGAUCGCUAACAAUGUGAGCCUGCCGGGCGGCGAGCAGCGCAAGGACGUGUAUGUGCAGCUCUACCUGCAGCACCUCACCGCCCGCAACCCCCCCGCCGCCGCCGCGCAGCCCGACUUCUCCAGCGACGAGGAGCGGGAGCACACGCCUCUCGGCGCCAGGAACCGCGGCGCUGCCGUCGGGCGGAAGGCCACGAAGAAGACUGACAAACCAAGGCCAGAGGAGAAGGAUGACCUAGAUAUAACAGAGAUGAGUAAUGAAGAUCUUCAAGAGCAACUUGUGAAGUAUGGACUAAAUCCUGGCCCAAUUGUAGCUACUACUAGGAAACUUUAUGAGAAAAAACUGUUGAAACUGAUGGAGCAAGGUCCAGAACUGAAUGCACCUGUGCCUCUCCCAGCAAUUUCUUCAACUGCUGAGAACAACACACAGAAUGGAAAUAAUGAUUCUGACCAGUACAGUGACAAUGAAGAAGUUACAGAUAUGAAGACUGAGCUGAGGCUUGAGAAGAGAGAACCAUUGAAAGCCAGGACGAAGACACCAGUUGCACUCAAACAAAGAAGAGUUGUUGAACAAAACCAGACCUAUUCUCAAGAUGAAGUUACUGAGACUGUCUGGAGAAGUGGAUCUUCAAAAAGUGGACCUCUGCAGGCAUUUUCUAGGGAGUCGACAAGAGUGUCAAGAAGAACACCAAGGAAAAGGGUGGAAGCUACAGCACAGUUGCCUGUAGAUGAUGCUGUAAUAACAGAGAGUACUCCCAUAGCUGAAACUAUAUUGACUGCAAGCAACGAGACCCUAGUUGUCAAUAGGGUGCCUGGAAAUUUCAAGCAUGCAGCUCCUACACUGUCAAUCAGUGAACUCUCAGACAUGCCUGGAAGAACACCAAAGAAACCACUGAUGACAGCUGAACAAGAAGAGACAGUUUACCCACAUCAAUGCUUUUUUAAUCAUGUUGGCCACAAACAAUCCUGUGAUCUGCUCAACACAGCCAUGAUAGAGGUGAUGGCUAAGUUUGGUUUUUUUUAUCAUCUAUGUCAGUGGCUGGCAGGUACAUUAUAUUUAUACAGUGUAUUCUUUAUCUUAAAGGAAACUGAGGAGAGCACCAAAUGCUUUAAGACACCAAAACUGACCAGACAGCUGCCACUAACAAAGGUGCUGGAGAGAAAUCCUACAGAAGAACGAAGAGGAGAAAGGGAUAUUCUUAAGGAAAUGUUCCCUCAUGAAGUAUCAACACCUACAGGAAUUAGUGCUAGCUGCCGUAGACCAAUCAAAGGAGCUGCUAGCCGGCCUAUAGAGCACAGUGACUUCAGAAUGGAGGAAAGUUUCUCUAAGUAUGUUCCAAAAUAUGGCAUCUCAACUGACAGCAAGUCAGAGAAACAACCAACAAAAAAGGAACGCUCCAUUCCCCUGUGGAUAAAAAUUCUUCUCUUUGUCAUUGUUUCAGUCUUCUUGUUUUUGGUUUAUCAGUCUAUGGAAACUAAUCAAGGAAACCCUUUCUCUAAAUAUAUGCGUAUGAGCUCUCCGGGCAGUGCCAAAUGAGUAUCUUUCAGAAAAAGGCACACCCAGUUUGAUCUCCUGUUUUUUAACUAUUGAACUCUUCUGCCCUCUCAUCGGCUCAAGGACUUCUCACAAAUAAUGUGAUUGGAACCUGAUAAAUUGGAUAAAUGACGCAAGAUAAUAUUAAAUGGACAUUAACUUUCUGGACUUUGGACUAGUAGGAGAUCACUUUGCCAUAGGAGUAACAUUUUUUUUUAGAUCUUUGAACUUUUUGUAGGCUUUAUUUUUUUAAUGUGGACAUCCUUUAAAUUCAUUUUUGAGAAACUGUAUAUUUGUUUUUGCAAAAACUUGGAAGCUGAGAAGGGCAAAAAUGUAGUAAAAUGUGAAGCUGUGUUUUUAAAGCUUUUGCUUUGUACAGAAAAGAAGUUGUACUUCUGUCUCUAUAGCUUGUUGUGUAGGAGGAUUUUAACACAGGUGAUAGAGGGAAAUGCAUUUUUGUAUGCAUUUUUUCAGUAACAAUGUAACAGCUUUUUUAGUGUGUAGGGAGAGUACAAGGACAACCUUUUCUGUAGAUUACUGUAACUUUUUAGUAAAUGUAACUGUAAACCUGUUUGCAUUUCUGUAAAAGUCUUAGUAUGAUAUUAGUAACUCCAUUUAAGCGUAACAUCAUUUUAAUGUAUCUCUUCAUUUUAGUGCUUAGUGUUGUAGAAGCUGAAUACAAAUCUAAUUGGCAAGAGAUGUCUUAGAGGAACUUAUUUAUUAGUAAUAUGUGUGGAAAAUAAAAAUUGCAUCAAUAUAAUUUGCUACUAAAAUACUUUUUUGGGUCAAGGUUGUUAUCUGAAGUAGUCUAAAUUCUGACUUCAGCAGUGGUCUUUUUUUUCUAAAAAAAAAGCAAGGUCUUUCCAACACAGCUUUAUGUGAUUAUCUUUGAAUAUUCAUGUAGAGAAGUAUUGUCAAAGUGUGAAAAUUCCAUAUGAAGUUUUAUUCUUGUAUGAAGAGGGCAUUGCUGCAUUUUCUGCUACAGUUUCAUCUUCUAAGGUGAGAUUUACUACUUCCAUGCAGUUGAAUAUUUUUCUCAGUGGAAGCAUGCUGAAACACUAUUUUGUAACUUAGUUGAGCAGGCAGCUGACUUCACUACUACCAAUGAAGAGUGAUAAGCAACAAUUUUUUAAAGUGAAUGUAUACAUUUUGGCGUGCUUAAAUCUGCAGUAUACAGAUGUUCAGUCUUAUUGCUUAGUACAAAAUUGCAAUAAAUCAUACUACAUAUUCUUAAAGUGCUACUUACAAAAAGCUGAGAACAUUAGUUAGUAGUCAGUAUCUUUUUACUCUAGGUACAAUUAUUGUGUAGACUAGCUAUGGGGAAUCUUUACUUUCUGUGAACUUUGGGACAAACAUGGUAAUUUGUAGCAAAGCAAUAGGGGUUUUUUCUGUUAAGGUUAAUGUUUUUUUUCCUUUUAAUCUGCUUCUUUGAGUAAUCCAGAUAGCUAAACUUGUGUCCAUUCUAUAGAAAAUUGUAACAUUCACUUUUGGUGUCAAAAUGCAGAAAAAUAAAAAUGAUUUUAAUGUGUGUGGAUUUUCCUUAUCAAAAUAAAUGGGUUGCUGAAAAGCAGCAAAAGCAAGACAA
Messenger RNA from Columba livia (rock pigeon), 3436 nucleotides. It is a transcript of the gene TMPO, whose product is annotated as thymopoietin. Gene Ontology annotation, molecular function: DNA binding. The transcript is spliced from 10 exons. The record is from RefSeq and is a predicted model, not a curated record. Lineage: Eukaryota; Metazoa; Chordata; Aves; Columbiformes; Columbidae. Bases 262 to 1854 code for a protein of 530 amino acids.